This is a messenger RNA of Cajanus cajan (pigeon pea), 600 nucleotides long. RefSeq lists its product as uncharacterized. Lineage: Eukaryota; Viridiplantae; Streptophyta; Magnoliopsida; Fabales; Fabaceae. The record is from RefSeq and is a predicted model, not a curated record.
UAUGUAGCGUUAAACCAACGCAAGCGAAAGACAUGAAAAGAUAAUGAAAGAGGGUAACCAACAUAAGCCAAAGAAGAAACCAAAACUAUGAAAAUUGAGUUUGAAAUUUGAAUCAAGCGAAAGCCACGGCGACGAAGGUUCCAACGAGAGCAGUGGCAGCAAUGCAGGUCUUGCUUAUGGAGAACGCAGCGGAGGGAGUCUCAGCGGCUGGUUGCUCUGGAGCUGGGCCUGAUGCCGGGCCUGAUGCUGGGCCUGGCGCGGGAGGGGAAGGGGUUGCUGGGCUUGGGGCCUGGGAUGGAGGAGUAGGUGUUGCUGGUGCGGGUGCGGGUGCAGGUGUUGCCGCAGGUGGAGGGGUGUUUGCGGUUGGUGAUGGAGCAGGUGCUGACGUGGAUGGUGAUGGGGUUGCCGCUGGUGGUUGCGUGGGUGCUGGUGCAGGGGCUUGUGCUAUGCAUGAGGUGGCCAAAAGCCCCAAUAUCACAAACACUUUAACUGCAGCGUAACCCAUCUUAUGAGAAAGCGAGUGCAAAAUUUACUUUACUCCAACGAAAAGGAGAUGAAUUGAAUAGUAGAGUUGAGUGUGUUAUGGGUUUGUGUGAGCUA